Entrophospora sp. SA101 is the source of this 282-nucleotide messenger RNA. NCBI's taxonomy places the organism in Eukaryota, Fungi, Glomeromycota, Glomeromycetes, Entrophosporales, Entrophosporaceae. The record is from the annotation of a GenBank genome assembly.
AUGGAUAAACAAUCAUCAUUAAUAAAAAAUUUAUUCUUGGAAAACCUGUUGCCAAAAUUAUUUAUCUUUGAUCUUGACUAUACGAUCUGGCCUUUAUGGAUCGAUACACAUGUUUCUGGUCCUGUUUUCAAAGCUGACCCAAAUAAACCUUUUAUUGCUCUUGAUGGAUAUUCCACAAAAAUUCAAUUAUAUAAUGAUGUUCCUAAAAUAUUUCAACUUAUAAAAGGUUGUUCAGAUACCAAGUUAGCAGUUGCUUCCAGAACCGAAGAACCAGAAUGGUAA